Orbicella faveolata is the source of this 2145-nucleotide messenger RNA. RefSeq names its product ketimine reductase mu-crystallin-like. The record is from RefSeq and is a predicted model, not a curated record. Gene Ontology annotation, molecular function: hormone binding. NCBI's taxonomy places the organism in Eukaryota, Metazoa, Cnidaria, Anthozoa, Scleractinia, Merulinidae. Gene Ontology annotation, cellular component: cytoplasm.
UAGAGUAUCAACUUACUGCACAUUCAGAUUGUGAUUGUAGGUGCAAGAUCGCAGUGAAGCGCGCGGUUGUUUCUCUUGGUUACAGAAUGGCUCAUCCUGUGGUUGAACCUCCUAAAUAUGUCACUGCCUCGCGUGUGAAAGAAGUUCUAAAGUAUGAGGAUCUCAUUCCCGUUCUUGAAGAGGCUUUGGUAAAUUUUUCCGCUCGCGAGGGCGGUGGAGUUGUUCAGCCCGUGCGCACAGCCGUGCAAAUGGAAGAUCGCGGAUUUCUUCUUGUCAUGCCCGCAUAUUCAGCUAAGGACAGUGCUCUUGCUGUCAAACUGGUCACAGGCUUUCCAGAAAAUGAGAAACAGGGCCUCCCUUCAUUCAUUGCCAAUGUUAUGGUCCUUGACCCCAGAAAUGGUUUGCCACAAGCAAUUGUGGAUGGUAUUGUAAUCACAGACAUGCGGACUGCAGCUGCCUCGGCAGUUGCAACCAAGUACCUUGCCCCUGAGGAUGCAAGAGUGUUGUGUAUCCUGGGAUCUGGUGCUCAGGCAAGAAGUCAUGUCCAGGCACUUCAGCAUGUGAGACCUUUCACUGAGGUCAGGAUAUGGAGUAGAACCUUUGCCAAUGCACAAAAGCUGGCUAAUGAGGUUGGUGCGAAAGCUUGUGCAACAGUCGAAGAGGCAGCAUCAGGUGCUGAUGUUAUAGUGACUGUAACGUUAGCAACAAGUCCGAUUCUAUGUGGAAAGUGGGUCAAGUCUGGUGCCUUAAUAAACUCUGUUGGUGCACCUCGGCCAACAUGGAGGGAGUUAGAUGAUGAGGUAAUGCACAACAGUUUUAUAGUGGCAGACAGUAGUGAAGCAGCUAUGAAGGAAGCUGGAGAUGUGAUUCUUUCCAAGGCAACAGUGUCUGGAGAGAUUGGUGAUGUGAUUUCAGGAAAACUGGCUGUUCCCGAAGGAAAAACAAUCAUCUUCAAAUCUCUAGGCAUGGCUGUGGAAGAUGUUGUAUCUGCUAAGUUGGUGUUGAGCAAGCUCAAAGAAGGUGGAGCACCUCUCAAUGCACUAUAGCCUGUGAUCAUGGUUUCUUUUUAGGGUGGGGAGAAAAUGUCAUCAGUGCUUAUUCAAUUAAUUUUAGCAACAACAACAAAAGACAUUAUUUUGUUUACUCUCAGGAAGUGAUUAAACCCCCCCCCCCGGGGGGGGGAACCCUAUAAAGUUAUAUGGGGAGGCUCUGCCCAGAGGUCUAACCCCUUACUUUUUUUAUACCAAUUCGGCAGAAAAGGCACCGUUUUUGUAUACCUUGAAAUAAUUAGAGAAAUGUACCCCUUUCACAUACUCUCAUAACUGGCCUGGCCCGUAUUACGAUUAAAACGCCAAGAAAGGAAGGAAGUUUUCGUGUACUACCUACUAAUUUAAAUGAUACUUCCAUAAGGUGUGUCUGUUGGAAAUAUUUUAAUUAAAGUCCCAUUAAAAUGACUAAAUGACAGAUCGCACUACCCCUUCAUAGACCUAAACUUGUGAAUUCCCCACCCUUUGAUAUACCUGAAAAAGGUACCCCCUUCGGGUGGAGCCUCACUGUAUAGACCAUUAUAGGGAGUACCCUCCCCUCGGGAAUUAAGCGCAAGUGCUGAUGGGACUAAGCAUAAAGAUAUUAGAAACAAAUAUGUCCAGUUUAACAUGAAAUGGUUAAAAGUUCCAACUGGGAGGAGGCGAACAAGUUAUCUAUUAACAAACAUGGCCGAGGAAUGGAACUUGGGUCUACUAAGAAACAGUUCUACCUUUUGGUUAGAACAGCACUUGUAUCCGCGAUCUCUGGAUUACAAGUUUGUACGCUUUCUCCGACGAAAAGUUAAUAUAACUUAAAGACGAAGUCUUUAAAAAAUACAGAAAUGAAGAUUAAUAUAACAUUUGAUGAUAUUACAGAAUUGUGUAAAUCUCAUUGACCAAGCACGAAGUUCCUCCGAGUCUUGAACAGUACGAACUCAGUGCAGCGACCAAAGCUGAUAUUCUCCAAGUAUCGUUCCGAGCAAGUUUCGAUUAUGGUUUGGAAAAAUCCGACGGACCGGAAUCAAUUGCACAUUUCUGAUUGAGAGCCAACGUGGAGUUUACUCACGUUUAACGUGUUCAACGAAAACAACAAAAAAAGGAAAGGUGGGCGAAAAAAAAA